CUCCCCUGCUGCACUCCUACUUGAUGGAAAAACACGCUGAGCUACCAGGGAGAGGUGCCGUCUAUUUACAGACAAAGGAGAACAUAAUUAAAAACUCUGAUUUAUAAUAAAUCACCUGCAAGAUGCGUGGAGUUUUUAAAAAUCCAAAGUGAAGUUCCAUCUGUCUCUAGGCGCUUUACAACAUAAACCUUCACUCCUGUUACUAUAAAUAAGCUUGAAAUUAAAUUUAAGCACAGUAAAUGACUGACCCGAUGCGAAUCAGACCUCUUCAAACAGGUUUGGCAGCUUGCUCUGGAAAAGACAACAUAUGUCAACAUGAGGAAGUGGAAAGCAUCCUACAUGCAUGCCAUCUGUGCAAGAAGCUGCUUUGUUGUAGUCCAUCAAACGUAAGAGUCUCACACACACAUGCACGCGAGCAGAUUUGUUCACCCCACUUCUGCCUGAUCGACGAGAUCGACUCUCAACACGCGAAGCUGAAAGCUUUACAAGCGUCUGUCCUCCUGAAGUGGUGACGAGAAUUAUUCCAGCUGUCAAAGCGUCUGACCUCUGACCUUUCUGAGGAAACAACUGCACAGCUGAGAACCACAUCUCCAUGUAAAGCACCAAUAAAGAGCCUUAUUAUUUUAUGUGUUAUUAUGAGGAACAGCUGAGUUCGCGGUUUGUUUAUAACAGUGUGACCUGCAUUCUCCAUCUGUACACUCCUGUAUCUGGUAUGUGAGCUCUCUCUGUUCAUGCAGACUCUUCAUGUAUGUUUGCCCCCAGCAGUCUGCUCAGAGCUGUGUUGUCAGUUCACAUCUCUUUAUGACCCACGACACCAAUUUUCUGCUCUGCCACUAUCAGAUUGUCAGCUCAUUUGUGGGUUUUAUUUUGUAUAUGCUGUCAUAGUGUUUAUUGUUUUUUGGUGAAACUGACUAAACCACGCAGGUAUCAGCAGGCCCGGGGUGGCUAAUAGGGAGAACCGGGACAGUUCCCGGUGAGCCGGUCUGGUUUUUGGGCUGCGAGAGCCGCUGUUCAGUCAUGGCACUGGGGUGGUCAUUAUGCUGCUACCGCUGUUCCUGGACCGCCUCCACUGGCAGCUUUUUUGCUUUGCAGACGCACCGUGACGUAACACGUCCGUGCACGCGAGGUGUUUGAAACAUAUGGUUUGAAAGAUGGAAGACAGGAAGAGCAAGAAUUAAAAAGAGGAAAGCUCUGGAAACAGACGCAGCCGAAUGUGCAGUAAUUGGGAACUUUUUCACUAAAGCUCGCAGUUUGAAAUGACAAAUGAGUUCGAAGAAACGGAUACGGACUUUGUUGAACUUUGCAAACCACCGUUCAACCCCUCAGAGUCAGAAGAAAGAUCCAGCACCAAGCAGCAGCCAAGAGCCACAAGUCCAGAGUGGGAGAUGUUCAGAGGGAGCUGAUGCCACAUCUGGUCCAGCUGAUGGAAGGUCUUGAAGUUCUCUGACUAAAGAUGGUCCUCUGACUGGAUUUAAGGUUCAGAUGCUCAGGAACAAACUCCACCAAUGAGCCAACAGGGAAGCUUUAGAUUUGUUAAAUGUCGCUAUGAAGGUAUCGCUGUUUUUCUUUGUGAUUGCAACGUGCUCCAACUGAAACUUGAACUAGAACUUAGAAGUAGAACCUUCCAUCUGACAGGCUUUAGUUGCAUUAAUAACCUCAAAACAUUUUCAUUUUUAUUCCAGUCUUGGUUGGAAAUAGAAUCUCUGCAUUGAUUCAGGUAAAAACUGAACUUCACAGCAUGUUGGAGCAAAACAACCAGAUGAAAAGUGUGAUGGUGUUGGGUUGUCAGACUGUAAUGUUGAAUCUCAAAUCAGCUUUUCUAUCUCAGUUCAUUCUGACAUUCAGCUCUGAAUCAACAGCAGAUCUAGUUGAUGGUGAUCCAUGCUGUGGAAGUCUCACAUCUCCUCAUUUAAUGGAGCUGCUUUGCACUUUCUACACUGUUUAUUCACCAACACUUUAUUUAAUAAAAGUCUCAUCUAGUUUUUAUGAGGAAUGUGAUGUUUUAAUUUCUCUGUGAAUAACUGUAGUCUAAUGGAACAGCUGGAACUGUAACAUCUGUCCUGAUGUAUUGAUCAGAAUACUUAUGGUCAGAAGUCAUCCCUGAAGUUUUACAUUCAAGUCUUUACUUUUGUUGUGAACUUUGGUGAGAAGCAGAAACUUCUGCGUUGCCAUGGAUACAUGAGUGUUAAAUUCUGUCUAUGUUUCAUUUUGGGAACUGCAGUCCAGCAGAUGAGUUUUUUACUGACAGCCAGCAUUCAGUCUGAGAUGUUAAGAAUAAAUAAAUGUUCAUAAUGUGGAAAUUAACAGAUUUUAUUUUUAUUUAUUGCUACAGCCAGAAUGUGGAGGAAUUUAGUCUCACAAUCAUAGACAAGAAAUAUUAUCUGAAAGUCGUGUUAUUGUUGUUUAUCAGCACAAUACAAAAAGAUUCAUGUUAGAAAUAUUCCAGUUAAGACUCUAGAACAUCAUGAUUUCUGUGAAUUUACCUCAAUAAUAUGCAUGUUCAGGUUAAGAUUGUGCAGUGAUAUUUAUUAUGCAAGUUUAGCUGAUGAAAGUUUAUGACUCUGCACUACAAUAUUUUUUAUUAUUUAAAUUGACAUCAUUAUUAUAAUAUUUAGGGUCAGACCCUACAGUAUUGAGAUUAAGAAAUCAAAUAUUCUGUAAAAUGUAAAUACAGUGAACUAAUUUGAAUAUGUUUAAGUGAGACUCUACAAUAUUAUUUAACUCAUAUCUAUCUAAAUCAAAAUUUUAAUCAUUUUUACUCCAAACAUUUACUGGACUGAUUUAAAUACUAAAAUCACUCCUUUCUAAUCCUCUGCUGUACGUUCAAACCUGAGGCCUGAAAUAGAAACACACAAGUAUCUGAUUGAAGGAACUUCUGCACAGUCCUGAUUCCAGAAAAUGAUGAGAGAAUUAUAGACAAACUUUAACAAAAGCUGCCUGAGAGUUUACAGGUUUUUAUGUUAGAUUUCUUCAGCAAUUCAAUGAGAGUUAUCAGCAAAAAUCAAGAGUCCAUUUGAACUUCAUUUCCUAAAACAUCCAGAUUGGAAGCUCAUAUCUUUGGCAGCUGUAGUUUCUGCUCCUUCAAAGUUCACAACACAAUGAAUUAAUUCCUGAAACACUGUCAGUGCUGGAGAGCGUUUGUGAUGCUGAAGCAGUGACCAGUUUUUCUGUUUCUUCUCUGGAGAUGCACAAUGAGGGACGUCUGCAGCGACUGAGAAAGAGUCUCACCACAUUCUGACACCAGGAAAAACACCUUAUUGAAGACGACAAUGAGGAAAACUAUCAGACAGCAGACGGCAUGCAUUCAAGAGAGGAAGACCAUCAAACAGCCACGUCAGCUGAUGGAGGUCCAAGAGUCUCACCAAACAAACAACAUACAGAGUGAAGACCUCUAACCUGAUUGGACGGCCUCCUAUUCAGCCACAUUUUAGGCUGUUAGAUUGUUCCAGAUACGACAAGUACAAGAUACUUCAGCGCUGUUCUACCAUGAGCCUGACAGGAAGAACUCCAACAGCUGCUAAAUGUUCCUGUGGUCCCCUCAAGGCUACAGGAGGAGUCCUACGAGGACGAGCGGUCCACCUGAUGCCGGCCAGUCGCUGCGGUUCAAAGUCGACACCGACUACGUGGACUUCUACUGGACCACAUGGAGGCCUUCAAACCAGACAAACAAGUUCACUGACUCCCCGACUCAUGGGUCUGAGGAUGCUGCCAAGCCUCGGCCCAACCGGGUGCCUGUCUGUGGGUGUUUGAAUGCUGAGAGGUGUGUCAUGUUCACUGUGAGGAUCUUCUGAGUGAAGCCAACAGAAGGAAAACCUCAUCUGAUUGUGAAGAAGGAGACUGAAUGGACGACAUCCUCAGUGAACCACUUCCUGUUUAGCUUUAAAGACCCACCGAGGAAGAUUUUAGCUGAAAUGUAGCGUUGCUUUGGCAACGCUACAUUUCCCGUGAGCCUCAGCGUGCACUGUCGCAAACCGUCGUAAACGAGCGAGCGAGCCUCAGGAAAGCCGGUGGAGUUGAAAUCAUUGUUGAACAAUGGCCACCGACGAGGCCUCACACAUUCAUGAAGAAACACUAAAAGGAGGAGCAUGGGCCAGAGGAGAGGCUCUUUAACCCGAAGGAGCGGUGAGUUUUGAGUGGAUGGAAAACAAAAGUUAGUGAGAAGAGGAAAGGCAAAAAGCAGAGCCAUGACGUGGAGGAGCCCCCUGGCCCUGAUGAGGGACGCUCUGCGAGGUCAGAGGGCCCGGGACAAGGAGCUCCGCAACCUGGUGUCCAACCUGCCUUAUGAGGGACUGGAUAAAGCGAAGCAACCCAACCGCCACUUCCCAUCAAACGCCAUCAAAACCACCAAAUACACUCUCCUCUUGUUCAUCCCCAUGAACCUCUUUGAGCAGUUCCACCGUCUGGCCAACAUCUACUUCGUGGGGUUGGCUAUUCUGAACUUUAUCCCGGUGGUGAACGCCUUCCAGCCUGAAGUAGCCCUGAUCCCCAUCUGUGUCAUCUUGUCCCUGACGGCCAUGAAGGACGCCUGGGAGGACUUCAGGAGGUACCAGUCGGACAGGAAGCUCAACAACACGCCGUGUCUCAUCUACAGCAGGAAGGAGAAGCAGUUUAUGGAGAGACGUUGGAAGGAUGUGCGGGUGGGAGAUUUUGUGAAGGUGGUUUGCAAUGAGAUCGUCCCUGCAGAUCUGCUUCUUCUCCACACAUCAGACCCAAACAGUGUGUGCCACAUAGAAACAGCCAACCUGGAUGGAGAGACCAACCUGAAGCAGAGGACGGUGGUUUCUGGGUUCCUGAAUUCUGCAUUCGAACCCGAAAGCUUCACUGGCGUCGUGGUGUGCGAGAAGCCCAACAACAACCUGAAUCAUUUCAAGUGUUAUGUAGAGAAACCUGAUAAGGAGAGGGCAGGCGCUGGGAUCGAGAGUCUGCUGCUGAGAGGCUGCACAGUGAGAAACACAGACCAUGCUGUUGGCUUUGUGGUUUAUGCAGGGCAUGAAACCAAGUCCAUGCUCAACAACAACGGGUCUAGAUACAAGCGCAGCAAACUGGAGCGGAAGCUGAACAUAGACGUCAUCUUCUGCGUCAUUCUGCUCUUCGCCAUGUGUCUUGUCGGAGCACUAGGUCACUUCUUAUGGCUGCAGGCGCUGCCCGGCAUCCCUCCUUACCUGGUCCCCGACAGCAGCGGUCACCUGGACGGUCCCAGUCUGUCUAGUUUCUACACGUUCUUCACCAUGAUCAUCCUGCUGCAGAUCCUGAUUCCCAUCUCUCUCUACGUGUCCGUUGAGUUGGUCAAGAUCGGUCAGAUCUUCUUCAUCACUAAUGACACUGACCUGUUCGAUGAGGAAACCGAUAGCCGCAUGCAGUGUAAAGCUCUGAACAUCACAGAGGACCUGGGACAGAUAGAAUACAUCUUCUCCGACAAGACUGGAACCCUCACCGAGAACAAGAUGGUGUUUCGGCGAUGCUCCAUCAUGGGCACUGAGUAUCCACACAAAGAGAACGCCAUCCGCCUAGCUGUCCUUGGUGAACCAGAGUCAGAGGAGGAGGUCAUCUUCAACCAGCGUCCACAAUCCCUGCAGACUGGUUGGUCCCUGGAUGCUGAGGACACAACCCCCCGAGACACCACACAGCGCCGUGGCAGUCGACACAGGAGCAAGGUCGCGGGAAUUGCUCAGAGCGAUGUGGCCUUCAGCAGUCCACUGGAAACUGAGGUGAUUCCAGACAAGAAGCUGCUUCAGCAGAUUAGCAGGGCAGAGAGCAGCAGCGGCAGCAGGAAGACAGAUCCCUACCUGGACUUUUUUCUGGCUCUUGCCAUUUGCAACACAGUGGUGGUUUCCAUGGCAACAGCUCAGAGACGGAGGGUGAGUGUGUCUCCACGCUCCUGCCACGGCACUAAUCUGCUGGAAAGGUUGUCCAGUCUGGUGAAAAACUCCAGCUCUUCAUGCCUUUCCUGCUGCAAGCGCAAGCCCAAGAGGAACCGUACCUUUUCAGAUAGCUCAGUUGUAGAGGAGGACCAUUUUCAACCCUCUGUUAAGAAGGAGAGGAAUGGAGGCAGCUAUGCGCUCCAGACAUGCUCCCUCCAUGCUGCAUCCGAGAGCAACAAGCCUGUGGCAACCUCAGAUAAUCUGAGGUAUGAGGCAGAGAGUCCAGAUGAGGCCGCCUUGGUUUACGCAGCUAAGGCAUAUGGCUUCAUUCUGCUGGCCCGCACCCCUGACAGUGUGACGGUGAGGUUGCCGUCUGGGGAGGACUUGGUGUUCAAGGUGCUGGACACCUUGGCCUUUGACUCCAACAGGAAGAGAAUGUCUGUUUUGGUGCAACACCCAAUCACCAAAGAGUAUGUGCUGUACACUAAAGGAGCAGACUACGCCAUCAUGGAGCUGCUUGGUACACCUUAUGCAGAGGCUCUCAGUGGUAAACAGAAGAAUACAGCAGCUGAUACUCAGCAUCACCUUGACUGCUAUGCCAAGGAAGGGCUCCGAACAUUGUGUGUUACAAAGAAGGUUGUGAGCGCGAAAGUGUAUGAAAGCUGGUUGGUGGACAGACAGAGAGCGCUGGCUGCUAUAGAUAACAGAGAGGAGCUCAUCAUGGACACUGCAGUGCAGCUGGAGACAAACCUGUCUUUGCUAGGGGCAACAGGCAUCGAGGACCGACUCCAGGAGAAUGUCCCCGACACCAUCAUGGCUCUGAGGGAGGCUGGGAUCCAGGUGUGGGUUCUGACUGGUGACAAACCAGAAACAGCUGUCAACAUUGGCUAUGCCUGCAGGCUACUGGAAGAGGAGGACCUGGUGAUUAACAUGAGCUGCAGAAGCAAGAUCACGUGCACAUCCAUCCUGGACUGCACCCUGGAGGAGGUGAGGAGAUACGGCGAAGAUCCUCGUAACGUGGACACCCGCCCAGACAUCUCUCUGGUGAUUGAUGGACGAACCCUGACCAUGGCUCUGUCGCCAGACCUGCAGGAGCGCUUUGUGGAUCUGGCCAAGCGCUGCCGCUCUGUGCUCUGCUGCAGAGUCACACCUUUACAGAAGAGCAGAGUGGUGAAGGUGAUCAGGGAGAAACUCAAGGUCAUGACACUCGCUGUGGGUGACGGUGCAAAUGACGUCAACAUGAUCCAAGCAGCUGAUAUUGGCAUUGGGAUAUCUGGUCAGGAGGGGAUGCAGGCGGUCAUGGCCAGCGAUUUUGCCAUAUCUCGCUUCAGACACCUGAAAAAACUUCUCCUGGUCCACGGACACUGGUGCUACACUCGACUGGCCAACAUGAUAAUUUAUUUCUUCUACAAGAACGUGGCUUAUGUCAACCUGCUGUUCUGGUAUCAGUUCUUCUGUGGAUUCUCCGGCACGGCCAUGAUCGACUACUGGCUGAUGAUUUUCUUCAACCUUUUCUUCACCUCUGCACCUCCCGUCAUGUUUGGGAUCAUGGACAAAGACGUUUCUGCAGAGCUGCUGCUGGGAGUACCUGAGCUGUACAGGACUGGACAGGGUGCAGGGGCAUACACAUUUUCAACGUUCUGGGUUUCCAUCCUUGAUGCCUUCUAUCAGAGCCUGGUGUGCUUCUUUAUUCCAUAUUUGGCUUACCAGGAUUCAGACAUUGAUAUUUUUACCUUUGGAACUCCUCUGAACACAGUUUCUUUAUUUACCAUCCUGCUGCAUCUGUCAAUAGAGAUCAAAGCCUGGACGGUGGUCCACUGGGUGAUUAUGCUGGGCAGUGUGGCGUUGUACUUCGUUGUGACGCUCGCUUACAGCGCCAUCUGCGUCACCUGUAACCCUCCAUCCAACCCGUACUGGAUCCUCCAGAGCCAGAUGGCCGACCCCAUGUUCUACCUUGUCUGCCUCAUCUCCACAGUGGUGGCUCUGCUGCCCAGGUACACAUUUCACGUGAUGAGGAACUCUAUCGCCCCCUCCCCGAUCGUACAAGCGAGGCAUCUGGACCGACUGGACCCCUCGGAGAGAGAACAAUGGAUCAAGGAGUGGAGGAGCUUCAGAGGCGGAGGCCAAGUCAAACGCUCCAGGCUGUCAACCCCACCCUCUCCCAGCCUGGGGACCCCUGCAGACCUUUUUCCAGAGUCUCCCACCACCGCUGAGAUCAUCGGGGAUGAUUUCACACUGAAUGUCAUCAGUGAAAACUAUCAGAGGCCGGUGCACACAUAAGAAAUGGAAGCAACUUGAUGGAUAAAAGAGUACUGUGAUUAUUUAUUAGAAAAAAAUGUAAAUAUGUGAACUGACUCAUGAGAGGAUGUAUCCCAGGACAGAGUAAUGUUUCAUUUUGGAAAGGAAGUCAGAGAGAAAUGCUCUUCCUCUAUGACUGGAGUCUGUUUCGCAAUAAACUACUCACAGGCCCUCUUCUCCUUCCUCUCCUCAUAACAAAGUAACACAUAAGCCUGUUACUUUCCUGAUGGGUUUUCAGCACACAGUGGUAACCCAAUUAGUCAUGCCACCCACCCCUCCAAAAAGUGGCACUUUUCCAGGACAAAAUGCUUAGCUGGUUUAAUAUAUUCCUCUCACCUAGAUACCCUAACAGGCACACAGGCAAAAACGUGUGGUUUACAGAUUGUCUAUUUAAUUUCCCUGCAUUAUUUGCCUUUUUUCUGGGCUGGCCUGUGAGUAGUUUUUGUGUAUGUUGUGUAUAUCUGUAAAAAAAAAAAAUCGAUGGAAAUACAUUUUAUUUUCCACUAGUG
Messenger RNA from Acanthochromis polyacanthus (spiny chromis), 8668 nucleotides. It is a transcript of the gene atp10b, whose product is annotated as ATPase phospholipid transporting 10B. Bases 4185 to 8141 code for a protein of 1318 amino acids. Gene Ontology annotation, biological process: phospholipid translocation. Gene Ontology annotation, molecular function: magnesium ion binding; ATP hydrolysis activity; ATPase-coupled intramembrane lipid carrier activity. NCBI's taxonomy places the organism in Eukaryota, Metazoa, Chordata, Actinopteri, Pomacentridae. The transcript has 27 exons. Gene Ontology annotation, cellular component: plasma membrane. The record is from RefSeq and is a predicted model, not a curated record.